AUGAAACUGAGUUGCAAUGGGUGUCGCAUUCUCCGUAAAGGCUGCAGCGAAGACUGCAUCAUUAGGCCUUGCCUUGAGUGGAUCAACUCUCCUGAGUCCCAAGCCAACGCCACCCUUUUCCUUGCCAAAUUCUAUGGCCGUGCUGGCUUGCUCAACCUCAUCAAUGCUGCACAGCCACACCUUCGCGCAGCUGUGUUCAAGUCACUGAUGUAUGAGGCAUGUGGGAGAAUUGUGAACCCAGCUUAUGGGGCACUGGGUUUGUUCUGGACCGGGGAGUGGGCCCGAUGUCAAACAGCGGUCGAUGCAGUGCUGAAUGGCUCCGAAAUCAUUACCGUGGAACCUUCUGAUUGGGAGGGUAUGAGGACACGUGGCAGUGAGCAUGGUUCUCCUGUUCUUGACAUUCGCCACGUGUCCAAGAGAACAGGGAAUGUGAUUCGGCCCAAGCCGCGAAUCGGCUCAGUUGACUCGGCUGCGCUGUGGAAUCCAGUCUGUGGGGAAGAGCAAAGAGGGCGCGAGAGAUGUAGGAGCCGGGAAACGUACGAGGCCUCUUUGAUUAGGCGAGACAAGCAGAGCCGAAACGGUGUAGCCGAGUUGAAUUUGGAGCUCACUCUUGGCUCAGGCUUUUCAGCCAGCUCAGUGUCGAGCGUUAGAGGAUACGGUCGUGUUUAA
Molecule: messenger RNA, 669 nt
Organism: Abrus precatorius (Indian licorice)
Lineage: Eukaryota; Viridiplantae; Streptophyta; Magnoliopsida; Fabales; Fabaceae
Product: LOB domain-containing protein 40-like
Exons: 2
Coding region: 1-669 (222 amino acids)
Biological process (GO): regulation of gene expression
Source: RefSeq, a predicted model, not a curated record